Molecule: messenger RNA, 2681 nt
Organism: Oryzias melastigma (Indian medaka)
Lineage: Eukaryota; Metazoa; Chordata; Actinopteri; Beloniformes; Adrianichthyidae
Exons: 4
Coding region: 130-2631 (833 amino acids)
Source: RefSeq, a predicted model, not a curated record
CUACCUGGUUGAGCAGCAGCUGAUGAUUACCUAUAAAGAGGAGGUGGAAAGGGAAUGCUGUAGAACAGCGGUGCUGCAUGAAGUUGUAGCCUCUGAGGAGGUUUGGGUGCUGCUUCUCAGUUAACAGCAAUGGCUCCUGGGUUCAUUUUGUGGGUUUCUUGGGCUUUAUUGUUUAGAAGUGACAUUGUUUCAACUAAUGAGGGUUCAUAUCGUCUCUCACAUCCUUCGAGAAACCUUCAUGAUGAUGAUGAUGGAGGAUCUACCCUAUCAUUUGAUGAGGGAAAUAAGGAAGCUGAGGAGAUGCGUAAUCUAAAUUCAGUUGUCUAUGCCAGUUAUAAUAUGCCCACCUUAAAAGAACCACUUACUGUGGUCCCAACUGGACAAAGACUACCGGAGAUGCAGAGCAGCAUUCACUUAGAAAAAAUGGCUAAUGCUGGGUCAAGAAAUUGGGAGCCAAAUUAUUUUAAUCCAAUUACGUUUCCUUUAAACCAUGGCAACCAGGCUGCUGAUCAGACACAGUCCAAGCUACCAAUUGUCCUUCCACAGUCAAAUCCCCUGACUGCUUUUACAAAUGUCAAACCUGUCCCUCCAAGACCAAGUGAAAUGAGCAGUGCUGUCCAAAUGACUAAUCUAAAGCCAAAUCCUCCUUCAUCCUCUUGGUCUGUGGUUUCUUCUAGCUUGCAGUCUAAGCAACCUGUACCCUAUGGUAGUGACAAUACUGUGUCACCUGUUCACUACCAGAAUCCAGAUAAAGGUUCCAGUCAAAGCAGAACGGCUUCGGACAAAAGCCAGAGCCCGCUCUUUGAGGGAGCUUCUAACUACAACACUGGAUCUGGUCAGAUGCAGACAAAGUCUUCAUUUUUCCACUCUCAAUCAAGUCCACCAGAUCUUCUGAGACGAGGUGAAACCAGCCAUGCCGUCAACUUGAAACCUACCACAUCAUCUGACUCUUGGUCUGUGGUUCCUCCAAGCUUGCAGUCUAAGCAACCUGAGACUUCUAUAAGUGACAAAGCUGUGCCACCUGUCAAAUACCUGAAAAUCAGCUCCAGUAAAGGCAAAAUUGGUUCAAGCCCACUAUUUGAGAGAGGUUCUAACUACAACACUGGAUCCAGUCAUCUGGUUUCUCAGACACAGCCCAAGCCUGUUGACUCUGAUUCAAACCAAAACAUUGACUAUACGAGCAGAGAACUUGUUCCUCCAAGCCAACGUGGAACAAGUCACGCAAUCCAAAAAACUAAUUCCCAGCCUAGCCACAUCUCAAUGAUUCCUCCUAGGUACCAAUCCAAGAUGCCUGUGGCCCCUGGUGGUGACCAUGCUGUGCUACCUGUCAAAUACCAGAAGCCCAGUUCCAAUCAAGGUGGAAUUGGUUCAGGUAAUUACAGCACUGACACUGGAUCCAAUCUGUUGGUUGGUUUUACGCAGCGAAAGCAGUCCAUCGUCCUGGCCCAGUCAAACCCGCAAGGCACUCUUACAAGCCAUGGACCCUUCUCUCCAAAUUUGAGUGGAACUGGUUCUGGAAGCCAAAUGGCAGAUUCAAAGCAAGGCUACGCUUCAACUUCUUGGCCCAUGGCUUCUCCAAGCAGUUCGUUUGAAAAACCAUUAAUCUUUGGAAGUAAUCCAGCUGAACCACUGUCCAAGUACCAAAGACUUGACACUGGUUCAAGUCAAACUGGAACGGGUACAGGUGACAGCUCAACACCACUCCUCGAGGGAGCAUCUGACCACACUAACGCUGGCGGCAGAUUCAUUGUUGAUCCUGUACAUCUAUUCCAAGGUCCCUCAAGGACUCGGGACAGUUAUGCAAAAAAGUUGGUCUCUCCAAGCUUUGACCAAAGUCCAUUGAAGCAUUACAAGCCAAACUUUUUGUCACAAUCCCUGCCUGUGGCAACAUCUCUCUCAGAUGUGAGGCUACCUGUGAGUGGUAAAGCAGAAACGCCUGUUUCAGCCAUCAAUUACCAGAAAUCUCAGUAUGAUUACAAUCCAAGCAGAGGUGGUUUAGAUGAAAAUCCAAAUCUCCCAGCAGGACAAGGUUUCUAUAACUCUGGGAACCGUGGAACUUUAUCUGGUCUUGGCCCCAAACCAAUGCCUGUUAAACCCCCUCAAAAAUCUUCAUCCCCGGAAACUGGAAGCUGGCAUGGUCAAGGCAAUUUCCUUCAUGGAUCAUCAAAUACGGACUUGUGGCCACAGAAGAACCCAAUGAAAUUGUUUUCAGACUUGCCAGAAUCUAAAAGUUACAGCCAGAGUAACUUUAUUGCUGCUGGGCCAUCAACUGCUUUUGCCUCUCCAAUGUGGGAAACUACAAUCCAAAGCCCAGAAACCCAAGCAAAGGAAGACUGGAUGUUUCCCACUUCUGGUGUCUUUGACAACUGGAACCUCGCGUUUCCUCAAGUGGGCUACCAGCUGCAAAACUCUCCGGCCAAAAUCCAGAAAGAUGUUGCCUAUCAGCCUGUAAGCGGUGUACCUGUGAAGAAGCGUAUUGUCCACUCAAGAAAUGGCUACAAAAGGGAAAGGAUUGCUUUAUCCAAAGCUGCUUACAAUCCAAAAUAUGACCUUCCACUGGCUCAGGAUACAAUGGCUAACCCCUUCAAAAGACUUCCACAACAAAACCCCCAACCAGUAUUUAAAUUCUAAAGAUCAACCUGUGGAUUUCCCUUUAAAGAAUAAAACUUUUCUGUACAAAA